GUUUGAGGCACGCCCUAGAGCCAAAGCGUCGGAAUUAGUAACCAAGUGAAUAGAGUUUCGCUCAAACAUCCAGCGACGCCCGUUACGAUGAUGCUCCCAUCGCCCAAGCGCUUGUGUUUCCCAUGGCUUUAUCAGGGGUCCUAAGCAGAUCCUUCGUUUUGAAUGGCAGACAAAUCGGUGAAUGCGUUGUUCACAGUGACCUGCGCAAACGGACCACCCACAAACGGCAUUCACGAUGCAGCACCAACAAAUUCACCAUCUACUCCAGGGCCUUCGCCAACCUGCUCAUACAAUGGACUACAUAACCUUUCGCAUUCCAAACCGCAACUCCAUCGCAGUUUGCAAAGAACCCGGCCAUCAAUAUGGACAACUUCAUGAACCGAGAUCUCAAACCCACCGAGACCUGCGUCAUCUGCACCGAGCCCUUCAGCGAGACACACCAGCCCGUCGCUCUCCCCUGUCGCCAUAUUUUUGGCCACACAUGCAUCAAGAAGUGGCUGCGCAACGGCCGCGGUAACACCAACAGCUGCCCGUUCUGCAGACACAUCAUCUUCGACCAAGCAAGCCAAUCCACGUUCGACGCGGCUUCGAUAUGGAAAGCGCUAUGCGAGCAGCCCCCAGAACGACUCCACUCCUUUCUCUCGGCAAUGUGGGAAGGUAUCCGGAAGCUGUGGCAGCGGAGGACCGGCAUGUCGGGGACCUUUACCACUACGCAGAUUCUCGAUGAGGCUGCUAUUCCUGCGUUGGUGAAGCUUUCUGGUAGCGGCGAGGGUCCGUUCAUGGACUGCUUCAACCUCGUUGCUGCAUCUUGGGAUUCCUUGGGGCGUCCGGAUAAUGCGCAGGGCCUCGCCGUGCCACUCGUUCGCCUUGCGCGCCUGAUGUCGCAGGCUUCUGGCGUGCUGCCGAGGUGGCUCACCAGCGUGCAGCGCACGAACUUACUGUUCUGGAGGGCAAACGCAGCUCUGGGCUUGGCCGAGGAGAAUGUCACAUGGGACCGCGUUAUCGAAGCCGCAAGCCUGGAAAACGGACGCUACUUUCCUCUCCUCCACCUAUAUACGGUCCUUAUCUCUCAAAGCAUCGCGCACACCUCCCAGCCACGCGAGCUACCCACGCGCCGACAUGAGAUCAUGAACCUAGUAGUGGAGCGGUGCUGCAAGAGGAUUGGCGCUGAUUGGGGAGGGCGACCGUCAAAUGAGUUCAAAGAUAAGCUGGUUGCCGUGUAUCAGGAGCUGAGCAGGUAUCAGGUAGAGAAAGGGAAUAAGAGCUUGAGGGGCCACGACGGUGAAGAACAUGUGGUCCGAGGGCUUUGGGGCAUGGCUGCGUGGAGUAAGGGAAACGCGGCUCGACGGAGAGACAGUCCUCCAGCAGGGGGGACGAGGAACCGGCCUUCCUCAGGCUGGGAUACGGAUGAGUAAGGUACGCUACAGCACCUAAAGCUAGCCGUGCCCCUGACAGGCUUGUUUGCUUGGGCUAAGGUGGCUUUGGGUCAUUAUUGAUUUGUUUUUCUGCGUACAUCAGAGCUUACCACGGUUACUCCAUAUCUUUUCAACCCAAUCACCUGAUCUCCGCGCUAUUCACCACCGUGCCAAACACAUCCGCCAACUCCGCCAACGCAACCCUCGUCACCUCCUCACCCUUC
This is a messenger RNA of Trematosphaeria pertusa, 1639 nucleotides long. RefSeq lists its product as uncharacterized. Gene Ontology annotation, biological process: interstrand cross-link repair; protein ubiquitination. Bases 363 to 1415 code for a protein of 350 amino acids. Lineage: Eukaryota; Fungi; Ascomycota; Dothideomycetes; Pleosporales; Trematosphaeriaceae. Gene Ontology annotation, molecular function: ubiquitin protein ligase activity. The transcript has a single exon. Gene Ontology annotation, cellular component: nucleus. The record is from RefSeq and is a predicted model, not a curated record.